Messenger RNA from Neoarthrinium moseri, 1290 nucleotides. RefSeq lists its product as uncharacterized. The transcript has a single exon. Gene Ontology annotation, biological process: secondary metabolite biosynthetic process. NCBI's taxonomy places the organism in Eukaryota, Fungi, Ascomycota, Sordariomycetes, Amphisphaeriales, Apiosporaceae. Bases 1 to 1290 code for a protein of 429 amino acids. The record is from RefSeq and is a predicted model, not a curated record. Gene Ontology annotation, molecular function: FAD binding.
AUGGGUUCAACGGGCCACCCGAACGUCUUCCGGGUCGCAAUUGUCGGAGGGGGUAUCGGGGGAUUGUUUUGUGCUUUAUCGAUCCAUCAUCACUGCCAACGGGCAAAGGUCCUUGUCCGUAUUGAUGUCUACGAGCAGGCAGCCGAGUAUAAAGAGAUCGGAGCUGGUGUGGGACUUGGGGUCAAUGCGGCUCGGCUGAUUCACAGGCUGGGACUUGGUACCCAGCUCAACGCCAUCGGCGGUGACCGUCGUGGGGUAUGGUUCAGUUUCCGUCGCUUUGACAACAGCGAAGACAUCAUCACGACCGCACAGCCAAGCCAAGGUGAGGUUCGGGAGGCUCCUUGCGCUAGAUCCAAUCUCCUCAACAUGCUGUUGGAAGCUGUGGAAACCCGACAGGCAGCCACACUGCAUAAGAACAAAGCCUGCAUGACGCUUGAGGAGCAAGGGGACACAGUAGACAUAUGCUUUCGGGAUGGCAGCAAGGCUACAGCGAAUCUGGUGGUUGGAUGCGAUGGGAUACACUCCGCCGUGAGGAAUCAGUUUGCCGAUGACAAGCCUGUCAACAGCGGUACGAUUGCCUACCGAGGAGUCGUACCUAUUGCUUCACUCACAGACUGGCCCUUCCAACACUACAACAACAUAUGGGCAGCGAAGCACAAGCAUUUUCUGACGUAUCCAAUCACCAAGAAUAAAGACAUGAACAUUGUUGCGUUUGUAACCAAAGGCAAACGUGAAGUGUCGGAUGUGAAGGAGAGCUGGACUUCGAUUUGCGACAGGAAAGAUGUUAAAGAGGACUUCAGGGAGUUCGACGAACCAGUGCAGCAGAUCAUAUCCUUGAUGGAGGAGAAGCCAAGUCGGUGGCUCCUCAACGAUAGGGAACCACUUCUACAGUGGCAUUUCCUCGAGGGCAAGGUCGUAGUCCUCGGAGAUGCUGCUCACGCCAUGCUUCCACACAUGGGUGCAGGUGCAGGACAGGCCAUCGAAGAUGCGUGGAUGCUUGGAAGGGCCUUGAGUGAUCACCUGUCACCAUUACUAGAAGAGAACUCUUCCUCAACGUUGAAGUCUGCAAUGCAGUUUUUUCAAGACCUCAGAUUGCCGAGGGCUCAAAAAGUACAAGCAAACAGCAGGAUAGCGGGGAACACGUACGAGAUGCAGACAGAGGAGAUGGCGCCUUUGACUUACGACGAGUGCAUCCCGAUUCUUGCCGAGCGCACCAAGGAGCGGAUGAAGUGGGUGUGGAACGAGGAUAUUGAUGAGGCCUACGAGCACGCCAAGAGUGAGCUCAGAUAG